AUGCCGAAUCCGUCUCAGCUCUUUCUCCUUGCAGAUCACAUCAAACUAUCCCUCCUAGAACGACAACGUGCCAUUUCGCUAGACCUAGAACCCAACAGCCAGGACGGCGAGAUCUCCCGUUCCUUAGAAUCCCUACGCGACGGCAUCGAGGCCGUCGAGGCGGAAUGUUCUAGACUCGAGAAUGCCAACGACGAAGAAGCCCCAGAAAUGCGCGACCAGCUGGGCCAUCUCCAAUCCCAGCUCCGCGACCUCUCGACCCAGUUCCAUGGCCACGAUAGCCCCGAAGCCUCCGCCGAUGAACAGCCACAAUUCACCAACGUCCAGAAUUCCUCGCCGGACUUGAAACAACCCAUUCCGCAGCACCCACCGUCCAAGUCGGUGCGUUUCAUGGACUCGGCCGCCGAAGAAGAGGACCUGAACCGUCGCCAUCUGUUCCAGCCGUAUCGCGACUCGCCGUCCCCGUCGGGCGUGGACCAGUCGGAAAUGUCCAACCAGCAGAUCCACGAUCAUCAUUCUGACGUGAUGCGCGAACAAGAUGAGCAGUUGGAUCGCCUGGGAGAGUCCAUUGGACGGCAACAUCAACUCAGCAUUCAGAUCGGGGAUGAGCUGGAAGGCCAUGUGGCACUACUGGACGAUAUGGAUGGACAUGUCGAGAGGCAUCAGGGCCGGUUGAAUGGCGCCAGGCGACGGCUCGACAAGAUCCGAAGAAGUGCCGGUGACAAUUGGAGUAUGAUGACCAUCAUCGGGUUGAUCAUCGUCCUGGUCAUCCUGAUCGUCCUGUUGAAGUGA
Molecule: messenger RNA, 789 nt
Organism: Aspergillus affinis
Lineage: Eukaryota; Fungi; Ascomycota; Eurotiomycetes; Eurotiales; Aspergillaceae
Product: syntaxin family protein
Exons: 1
Coding region: 1-789 (262 amino acids)
Biological process (GO): intracellular protein transport; vesicle fusion
Cellular component (GO): SNARE complex; endomembrane system
Molecular function (GO): SNARE binding; SNAP receptor activity
Source: RefSeq, a predicted model, not a curated record